UCCGCGCGGUGCUGCGGCUGCCGAGCUGAAUGAGAUUGAAGAAGAGUUCUUCUUGUUUUGUAGCUUCAGUUUUCUCUGUUUUUUUACUCCAAUCUGCUGAAACUAAACAUAAAAUACGGCAACAACACAAAGCUGUGCGCGCAGUGGAGAGCGUGCACGUGCGUGCGCUGCGGUUGCGCCGCGGAUCGGCUUCUUUACAUUUAUAUAUUUAAUUACUCCAGAGGAGGACUGCUGCUCAGGGCAGCACAGAGGGGUGGAGUGCAGUCCCACAGUCAGGUGCGGCACUUUAAUGCUUCAGUUGGAUGGUUUUCCUACUGGAGUUGGUGUUAAGGCUGAUCGAUCAGCUGGCAGACUGACUGGAUCCAUGAUGGAGCUCCAGACGUUGCAGGAGGCCCUGAAGGUGGAGAUCCAAAUCCAUCAGAAACUGGUUGCCCAGAUGAAGCAGGACCCUCAGAACGCAGAUCUGAAGAAGCAGCUCCACGAACUUCAAGCCAAGAUCACGGCACUCAGCGAGAAGCAGAAGAAGGUGGUGGAGCAGCUGAGGAAGGAGUUGUUGUUGAAACAGGAGCCGGAGGCCAAGCUGCAGCUACUCGUUCAAACUCCUCCAGGAGGCGUCAACAUCAAGCCGACCAACCUGCUGCAGAGCCAGCAGCUACCUGGAGGACUGCAGCAGACCCUGACGGUCACGCCAGUCCUCACCACGAAGACUCUACCUCUGGUGCUGAAAGCUGCCGGCGCUCCGCCCGGCUCUGUCCUGCCGCAACGCCUGCCCACUGUUGCUAUGGUAACCACAGCCAUCACCAAACCCGACUUGCAGAACGCCCCCAUCAACCUGCAGGUGGCCGGAAAGCUGACCAGUCAGAGCUCAGAGCCGGUGCGACUGGUAUCCAAGAACGCCAUCGUGGUGCAGGCCACUCCCACCACCACCCAGCCAAUCAAAGUUCCUCAGUUUGUCACUCCUCCUAGACUGACGCCUCGACCUACCUUUCAGCCACAGGUCCGGCCCAAACCGGCCACGCCCACCAACGUCCACAUCGCCCCGGCCCCGCCCCCGCCCAUGAUGGCGGCCCCCCAGCUGCUCCAGAGGCCGGUCAUGCUGGCCACCAAGCUGUCGUCCUCGCUGCCCUCGGCGGCGCCCAUCCACCAGGUCCGCAUCGUGAACGGCCAGCCCUGUGGCAGGGCAGGCUCCGCCCCCCUGACGGGCAUCGUCAUCACCACGCCGGUCUCCGCUAGCCCCGCCCGCCUCGCCAGCCCCGCCCAGGCGCCCGGCCUCACCCCGACCCACGCCAAGCCCAUCCAGAUCAGCAGCUUGACCCCUGAGCCCAAGCAGACUGUUAAAUCCGGAGGAGGAACCGAGCAGAAGGUCGUGGUCAGCCUCCUCUCCUCCUCCACUCCUCCGCUGUCUCCUCCUCCCCCCCGACCCAAGAGAGAGGAGAACCCGGAGAAACUGGCCUUCAUGGUGUCUCUGGGCCUGGUGACUCACGACCACCUGGAAGAGAUUCAGAGCAAGAGGCAGGAGCGCAAGAGGAGGACGACGGCCAACCCGGUGUACAGCGGCGCCGUGUUCGAGCCCGAGAGGAAAAAGAGUGCCGUGAGUUACCUGAACAGCCCUCUGCACCUGGGGACCAGGAAGAGAGGUCGCCCACCCAAAUACAGCAGCGUCCCGGAGCUGGGCAGCCUCACCCCGACCUCCCCCUCCAGCCCCGUCCGUCCCCUCCCCCUGCCCAGCCCCAGCUCUGGGGAUGGAGACAUCCAUGAGGAUUUCUGCACUGUGUGCAGACGCAGUGGCCAGUUGCUCAUGUGCGACACGUGUUCUCGUGUUUAUCACCUGGACUGCCUGGAUCCACCCCUGAAAACCAUUCCUAAAGGCAUGUGGAUCUGUCCAAAAUGUCAAGAUCAGAUCCUGAAGAAAGAAGAAGCCAUUCCCUGGCCUGGUACUCUGGCUAUUGUUCAUUCCUAUAUCGCCUACAAAGAAGCUAAAGAAGAGGAGAAACAGAAGUUGAUGAAAUGGAGCGCUGAACUGAAACUGGAGCGUGAGCAACUGGAACAGAGAGUCAAACAGCUCAGCAGCUCUAUAACGAAAUGCAUGGAGACCAAAAACACCAUCCUGGCUCGUCAGAAAGACAUGCAUCUUUCCCUGGAGAAGGUCAAACACCUGAUUCGCCUCAUCCAAGCCUUCAAUUUCAACCAAGCUCUGGCGGAGACAGAGGGUAAGGACGUCCGUGCCAGAAGCCAGGACAGUGCUGAAGGUGCAGUCGGCUCUGAAGCCGCACCAGAAGCCAACUCUGUAGAGAAAGUGAAGGCUGGAAACUCUUCAACCAGCAGCAACACCGACGGAAACGACAAACACGAGGAGCACGGAGCCGUGGUGAACAGCCAGACGACGGGAGCAGCAGGAGCAGACACCGACAGCCAGGUUUUCCGAGAGGACAGCGCGGUUCUAACAACAGAUAACAGCCCCAGUGGAGAGGCAGGGGGUAAGGCAGGGCCUGGUGACGGGGCAGGGGGAGGCGGGGAGGGAGGGGGAGACACAGGGACUAGUGUCCAGGUGAAGGUUGUGGCCAAACCUGAGACUGAGGCCGCCCCGGUGGUUGACAAUCCCGCUCCCUCAGUGAUUGCGACUGUGGCCACCACCAACGGUACGGCCGAGCCGGCCUGCUCCGACGUCAGGCCCGCAGGAGCCUGCACCGCCAACGCCGACUCUGAGAACAAGAUGGCCGUGGUCAACCCCCCAGAGACGGCGGUGGAAAAGAAGCAGGAGGAGAUCACUGACAGUGAUGGCAAAAGCAACAACAACAACAGCAAAACCUCAGAACCCUCCCAGCAUUCUUUGCCAGCUCUUGUCAGCAGUUUGGACAAUAAAAAGUAAUGCUCCUUCUCUUGAGUUGCGGGAAUUCAAACAUAUAUAUAUAAAAAAAAAGACUUUUGCUUGCACCUUGUACGGUGUCCUGAAGUUGCCAAUCUGUAUAAAUGUUGUUUGUUUGCAUUGUAUUGUCAGACUGUGUCAAUGGUAGAUAUACAACCCAAGUCACAUGACUCUGGGAAGACGUAGGCUGCCCCCCCCCCCCCCCCCAC
Cyclopterus lumpus (lumpfish) is the source of this 3075-nucleotide messenger RNA. It is a transcript of the gene phf21ab, whose product is annotated as PHD finger protein 21Ab. The transcript has 19 exons. Lineage: Eukaryota; Metazoa; Chordata; Actinopteri; Perciformes; Cyclopteridae. Gene Ontology annotation, molecular function: chromatin binding. The coding region runs from base 290 to 2869 and encodes 859 amino acids. Gene Ontology annotation, biological process: negative regulation of transcription by RNA polymerase II. The record is from RefSeq and is a predicted model, not a curated record. Gene Ontology annotation, cellular component: histone deacetylase complex.